AUGCUAUCAAAUAAUUUAGCAAUUGCCAGUCUAUCCCUGGGCCAAAACCCUUCUCAUUCCCUCGAUCACAAAAUUCGGGCCACUGCCGAAGCCGGAUACAAAGGCAUUGAAAUUGUCUAUUUUGAGCUGGAGACAUUCUCUCACUCGCAAAAAUUGACAAUUUUUGAAGGAGCCGAUAAAAUUCGUGCGCUAUGUCGAGCGCUACACUUGGAGAUCCUUGCUUUGGCACCUUUCGAAAACUAUGAAGGGGACCGAUCUCCCCUUGGCGACAGGCUACGCAAAGCCACCCAUUGGAUUGACGUUACCCGAGCCCUGCGCGCCACAUAUUUGCAAAUUCCAUCCAAUUACAACCCAGACGCCAUCGGCGACAAGGAUGUGGUUAUUAGUGAACUACAACAGUUAGCUGAUAUCGGAAGCGCCAAACAGCCGAUAAUUUCCAUUGCAUUCGAGUAUUUGUCCUGGGGAACACACUGCUCUACAUGGGAGACGGCUCUUCAAUAUGUCAACGAUGUCGGUCGAGAAAAUUUUGGCCUGUGCCUGGACACCUUUCACGAAGCCACGAAGCUAUGGGGUGACCUUUUUUCCCCAUCGGGCCAAUUCCCUGACUCGGAUAAAACACUCCGAAAAUCGCUGGACUCCUUUAUUGAAGAGCUGCCGGUCGAAAAGAUAUUCUUUCUACAACUAUCCGAUGGCGAAAGGUUCGACCCACCCUUCUCUGAAGAUCACCCAUGGUAUGUCAAAGGGGAGUCACCGCAAUUUACAUGGUCCAAGCAUGCACGACCUUUUCCCUUUGAGAGUGAUCUCGGUGCCUAUUUACCUGUUGCCGAGAUUGCCAAGGCCUGGAUCUUGGACAAAGGUUUCAAAGGCUGGGUAUCGCUUGAGAUAUUUGACCGACGCAUGCGGGAUGGAAGCAGUCGACCGGAAGAUGCUGCAAUGAGGGGAAUAAAGUCAUGGAGGACCCUUGAACAAAAGCUUGUGCCUGAAUUGGGGAGCACACAGUGA
Messenger RNA from Penicillium cataractarum, 1002 nucleotides. Its product is annotated as sugar phosphate isomerase/epimerase family protein. The transcript has a single exon. Bases 1 to 1002 code for a protein of 333 amino acids. Lineage: Eukaryota; Fungi; Ascomycota; Eurotiomycetes; Eurotiales; Aspergillaceae. The record is from RefSeq and is a predicted model, not a curated record.